AUGGAAGCUAACCACACGGAUCGUCUCAAUCAGGCAGCAGCGUUAAUAACGAGCAUAUUAACAUCUGCGCAGCAGUCUACGUCCCCCGCCAGGAGUAACCUCUCCUCGGUAGAUGGAGAGAUCGCCACUCUUUUUCGCCAGGCCAACUCUACACAACCGAGCAGUUCAAGGCCACAGCAGCCCCCAUCAACUCGUCAAAGAGUGAGGCAACAUUUCAACUCGUGGGCCUCUGGAAGCAGGAGGAGGAGGCCCACUUCUGUGGAGUACCAUGACCAUUUCAACAAGGAUGUAAUUCUACUCCCUGACCCAACAUGGGAGUUUGUGUGCAAGCAAAAGUCCAAACAGUUCUUGCAUGCAAAUGGUCACAUACUCAGUGCUUUUGAGUUCCAUAAAUCAUGGAACCAGUUGACCCUAUUCCGACAGAUCCGGGAUGAGUUCAAGCCCAGAAUUCCUGAGGAAGUGAGCUUGCAGUUUCUAAUGGCUUGUGGAAAUAAACUUGUGACACCUAAACUUAAAGAAGGUCAAGAGUUUGAUGGUCACAUGAUUCACAAGGUCUUCAGGUCAAAAGCCUUGUAUGUAAAACCAUCAGUUGCUAUUCUUGGUUACAACAGUGAUACUGAGGAUCAGUCCUGUGCUAUCCAGGAGGGUCCCAGCACAAGGUCAAAGUCAAGGGCAACUCAUCCCAGGGAAGAUAGCAGCGAAGAGGGCCACAGCGAUGGUUUAAUUCUUGAUGAAACCGCUACCUCCAGCCUGCCACUCAACAGCUAUCUUCACACGACAAGCUCUCUGCCUCACACCACCAACUCCAGCUUCAGCUCUUCUGUCGUUCCAGUGACUACCAGUGUCACCUCUUCUGUCACGGCUUCCAGCUCGACCAUUGCCCCCACAUCUGACUACUCUUCAUAUGUGACCUUAAUGAGAGAUGUCUCUGAUUUAUCGUCGGAUGAUGAGGAUUUAAAUCGUGCAAUACAAGCUAGCCUUCAAACUGAACAAGCCCAGGCAACUGAACAUGCCUCUGUUCAGGAGAUCCUCUCAGAGUUGGCUGAUAAAAUCUCGGCAAAUAGUCGCUGUAAAUUCAACAUCAACCGCUCGGCAGUGUUGGAUGGUGCCUUCCGGAGCUUCAAUCGGGCCACGUACGACCCCAAUGCCACCAUGAACAUCAAAUUUUCCGAUGAUCUUGGACGGAAUGAGGAGGCAGUGGAUUUGGGAGGACCAAGGAGGGAGUUCCUACGCCUUCUGAUGGAAGCUCUGAUGAUGAGCUCCAUGUUUGAGGGGUCAGAAUAUAGUCAGAAUCUGGCACUUGAUAUUCCAGCACACAGAGAGGACCGCUAUUUCCUUGCUGGAAGAGCUAUUGCUGUCAGUCUUGUCCAUGGAGGCCCACCACCUAGUUUCCUCUCUACAACACUAUUUGACUGCUUGGCUGCAGGCAGCCAUACAGCCAAGCCAGUGUUGAAGGACAUUGCAGACACAGACAUCUACAAUCAAGUGAAAAGGCAAUCUGCACUGACUGCUGAGAUAAUGGAGGAUUUGUUCCCCAUCCAUCUAUCUGCGCAAGGCAGCAACAAGAGGAGAGCAGAGGAGAUGGUGGUUCCCUACUGGAGAGACUACCUAAUUGAUGCGGAAGAUCAAGAGGGUCCUUCCAAACUUGAGCAAAUCCUUGCCUUUGCCACGGGAGCGACAGUGAUCCCACCAAUUGGCUUCCAACCUAUGCCAUCUAUUGAUUUCCUGCACGAGGAGGAGUAUGGAGACUCUGCUGUGUCAAACCUCCCUCUUGCAAAUACAUGCAUAAACUGUCUCAAGCUGCCGUUGCACAGCUCAUACUCUGUGUUCAAGGCAAAACUGGACUUUGCCUUUGCCAAUACACAUGGCUUUGGCAGAGCUUAA
Gymnodraco acuticeps is the source of this 1884-nucleotide messenger RNA. RefSeq lists its product as uncharacterized. Lineage: Eukaryota; Metazoa; Chordata; Actinopteri; Perciformes; Bathydraconidae. Gene Ontology annotation, molecular function: ubiquitin-protein transferase activity. The transcript has 8 exons. Gene Ontology annotation, biological process: positive regulation of protein catabolic process; protein polyubiquitination; proteasome-mediated ubiquitin-dependent protein catabolic process. The coding region runs from base 1 to 1884 and encodes 627 amino acids. The record is from RefSeq and is a predicted model, not a curated record.